AAUUACUUGGAAAUCUAUUAUUUUGGAAGAUACCUCUUUAGUUAUUACGAAAGUAACCAAUUCAUCAGCUUCUCCCGAUGGCCCGGCAAAUAUCCCAUGGCUUCAAACUCAAACAACCUCCACUCAAGGAAAUGGAAGCUUUUCGAAUAUUACUUUUGUUCUUCGAAUUAAUACCAAAGGUGGAGUUGCUCCUUCAGAGGAUAAAUGUAAGUAA
This is a messenger RNA of Racocetra fulgida, 214 nucleotides long. The record is from the annotation of a GenBank genome assembly. NCBI's taxonomy places the organism in Eukaryota, Fungi, Glomeromycota, Glomeromycetes, Diversisporales, Gigasporaceae.